Australozyma saopauloensis is the source of this 1704-nucleotide messenger RNA. RefSeq lists its product as uncharacterized. Gene Ontology annotation, molecular function: protein heterodimerization activity. The transcript has a single exon. NCBI's taxonomy places the organism in Eukaryota, Fungi, Ascomycota, Pichiomycetes, Serinales, Metschnikowiaceae. Bases 1 to 1704 code for a protein of 567 amino acids. The record is from RefSeq and is a predicted model, not a curated record.
AUGGAAGACGAGUUUUUCUUUUCUCUUCUCCGAAUAUCAAUCGCUCAAAUCCUCAAAGCGUCCGGGUUUGACAAAUGCAGACCCUCGGUUCUCAACAUCGUCACAGAUCUCUACAUAAAGCAUCUACAACUCAUAGCAGCAAAAGCACAGAAAUUUGCACUUGCUCGCGCCAGUGAUCCCAACGGAGUAUCUGUUCCAGAUGUACUUGAAGCGUUCCUUGCUGCUGGAACAAUCAAACAGCUGCGGUUUGGAUCUGUAGAUGGGAAGCUAGAGAACGACGAUAGUAAUACAUAUUCCGGAGAGGCCUUCCUCAAAUGGCUCCGAUACAGUGAUCAGUAUCGUGUCAGCAAGGCACUUAGCGAAGUUCCUGCUUCUCUUAUACAUAAUUUGAUGGAGAAACGACGCAUAGACACUCUGACAGAAACAGAUCAGGAGCGGAAGAAGAGACGACUUAAGGAGCGCCAGGACUUCUACAAUCAACUCAAACAGGGCGAAGACGCUAACCAAAUGGAAGCUAUGGGUGGCUAUGUCGAUGACUUGGAUGAUGACGAGAUCAACUCAGGCGAUAGACUACUGUGGCUCACGUAUUUGGCCGAGAAGGAUCUCAAGUUGGGUCACAACUUGAAAUUCGUUAAUAGUUGCAUCCAGGAUAGCUUGAUAGAUGUCCACAAGAAUCCUAAAUUCCAUCCUACUAGUAAGGAUGGCGAUCAUGCUGGAUCUUUAUUCCAGGACCAUAUCCUCAACAGUACGCGCAACGACCACAUUCUUUUGCAGAUACACGAGACAGACGCACAAGAUGGGCAGGAAAUCCCCUCAGUGCUCGCAUCUCUGCAGCUAAAGGACCUUCUUCCUUAUAAUGUCAAGUAUAAUCUGGUAUUAUCCGAUGACAGUCUAUCGCAAUACGUGGCUUACGCCGCUGAGCACCCCGAAGAAAUCCAAGCAAGACAAAACCUGGCAAGUAUGCAAGAAGCCCAAAGUUCUGUCUCUAGUCCUGAAAUCAGCAGCGCUGCCCAGGAAGACAAGGCAAAUGCUUCUGUAAAUGGAGACAAAGUGGAUGUUGAAGACAAUGCUAAGCCUUCCAAAGAAAUUGUUGAUACCCCAAAUGACCACGAAAAAUCAGUGAAAGAUAACUCUACUGCUUUAUCACCUGCUAACGAUCAAGAUAUCAACUCCUCGUCUGCAAUGGAUGUCGAUGAUGAGAGGCAGAGUAGCGCAAACUCACCUUCUCGUCAAGAGCCUGAGAAAGAUUCUAAGACUUGUGAAGAAGUCACUGAAAACAACAAAAAAUCUGAGGACACUUCUGAGGGAAGUGCUGAACAGUCAGUUGAAAAACUGAGGACUGAAGAGGAAAUAGAUGACGAUAAGAUUCCCGAAAAGGAAAUGGCCAACGAGAAUACUACCGAGAAUAAAUCCGCUGAUGAGAUGGUGAAAGAUGCCGAUGAUAAAGAAAACGACGAUACUGUCAAAGAUCAAUCACUUCCAGUUAAAACUGAUAAAUCUGACCUGAAUCACAAAAAUGAUGCCUAUGCCGAAUCAAAGACAGAAGAGCCAAACUCCAUGAAUUCUGUGGAUAUUUCUGAUACUAAAAAUGAGGAAUCAAACUCUCCCAGAACAAGCGAGAGUGUGACUAUCAAGAAAGAGGAAAAUGACACUAAAAACAGUGCUGAAAGCGCACUUGCUCAAGAUGAAGGAGAUGAUAAAUAA